AUUAUUAUAUUAUUUUAAAGAAAAAUUUUUCCUUCGUAUCAAACACAUAGUAACCAUAUAAUUUACACUUUAGCUUCUAACUUAUUUAGCUUAUUGCUUGUAAGAUUUUCGAUAGCUGACUCGAUCGAAAGAAAUCACUGAUCUAUAUGGUGUAAUGGUUAAUUUUGUAAAUAGUCAAUUUUGUAAAGAAGCAAGGUUGAUUUGGAAAAGUAAUUUUAUAUGCAAAUUGCUUCACAAAGAAGAAAUCAUAAUACGUUUCAAUUUCCUCCUGUCAAGAAUUAUUUUAUAGUUUAAGACUUUGAAGAAAUUUUUGGAUGUUAGUGAGUAUAAUACAGUACUACUUUUGACCAGAAAUAGAAAGAUGCAAACUAAUUAUAAAGAAAUUUAGAUUAGUACAAAUUUUUAUCUACCAUUUUAGGUUCAAUGAAACCAAUAAAACUCUCCUCCUACCAAGACCUUCCCAAAAGGGUUACUCCAUAUUAAAAUUUAAAAAAAAAAAGAAGCUAAAAGGGACUAAAAAUAUCUAAGGACCAUACCAUAAACUAUUAUUAUUAUUUUCAAAACCUAUAUUCAUCAAACUAUGACCUAACAUCUCUCUCUUCUCUCUCACUCUUGACCUCCAUUAAUACAACAUAUUAAUAUUCCAUCUCCUUCUCAUCCAAAUCUAAUUUUACAAACUCUUUUUACCUCUCCUAUAUCCUCCAUUUUCUUGGAAAAUUAUUUCUUUUUCUCAUUUUCAUCUAAAUCUUGAUUCUCCUCACUCCCAAACCCUAAAAAUCCCAAAGAUGUUGUAACUAGCUAGCAACACCCUCUUUGAACUUCAAAACAUAUUAAUUAAACAUAUUUUCCUUUAUUCAAGAUUUAACUUUCUAGUACACCCCUUGUUAGAUCAAGAUUUAUAUGGAUCCUAAUUUUGGUGUCCCAAUAAAAGAAGAGUUCCCUAGAUCUAAUGAACCUACUAUGUGGAUUCCUCAACCAAUGGAGGGGCUUCAUGAGAAUGGACCUCCACCAUUUCUAACAAAGACUUAUGAAUUUGUGGAUGAUCAAAACACCAAUAAUGUUGUUUCUUGGAGUAUAGGUAAUAAUAGUUUCAUUGUUUGGGAUCCUCAAACUUUUGCCAUGAAUCUACUUCCAAGGUACUUCAAGCAUAGCAAUUUCUCAAGCUUUGUCAGACAGCUCAAUACUUAUGGAUUUAGGAAGGUUAAUCCAGACCAUUGGGAGUUUGCUCAUGAAGGUUUCUUGAGAGGGCAAAGGCAUCUCUUGAAAACAAUUAGGAGGAGAAAAACAAGUAAUUUCCAUCCUGGACAAGGUUCAAAUCAAGGUAUAGACUCUUAUAUUGAAUUGGGAAAGCUUGAGAUAGAUGGAGAGAUUGAUCGAUUAAGGCGCGAGAAGAAAGAUUUGAUGAUGGAAUUGGUGGAGCUUAAACAACAUCAACAGACUACAAAAUCACACAUCAAAUCAAUGGAAGAAAAGCUUAAGAGGACAGAAGCAAAGCAACAACAAAUGAUGAAUUUCUUGGCUAAAGCAAUGCAGAAUCCAAGGUUUUUGGAGCAAAUGAUGCAACAAAAGGAAAGAAGGAAGGAACUUGAAGAAGAGAUUAGGAAUAAGAGAAGGAGACAAAUUGAUCAUCAUCAAGGUCCUAGUAAUAUUGUUGGAGAAUUAGACCAUAGUUUUAAUAAUAGUGAUGGAAAUUUUAAUAUAAAGAUGGAACCUCAUGAAUAUUAUUAUGGUGAAAUGAAUGGAUUUGAUAAUCUUGAAUUGGAGACAUCACUUGGUAUGAGCAUGCAAGGAGGACCAAGUGAGAACACAAUCAAUUUUGAAGAUAAAUCUAUUGAUCAUGAAGGAUUUUGGGAGGGUUUGUUGAAUGAAAGUAUUGAAGAUGAGAUCAAUUUACUAGAAGGAGAAAAUGAGGAAGAUCAUGUGGAUGUUUUGGCUCAUCAGCUUGGAUUUUUGGGUUCUACACCAAACUAAAAAAGAUCACUUUACUAUUAGUUUUCCAUUCUUUUCCUUUGUAUGAUUUGGAUUUUAGUUCUACUGCGAGGAAAAAGUCUAGUGUGCAAAGUAUCUUGCGUUCAACGAUCUACCUAAUAUGGAAAGACAAGUUAUUAGAUGCUAAUUACUUGGGAGGAUGGCAAUUCUUUUGCAAAAGAAAGUAACAUACUCCACAAGUUAAUUUAGUUUUGAUUUUAUGAUUCUCAAGUGUUUUAUGUUCCUUUAAACUCUUGGAAGGUCAACUUCCUUUCUUCAUUAUUGAAUGUACUUUGUCCAUUGUUA
Solanum lycopersicum (tomato) is the source of this 2274-nucleotide messenger RNA. RefSeq names its product heat stress transcription factor A-6b. The record is from RefSeq and is a predicted model, not a curated record. Gene Ontology annotation, molecular function: RNA polymerase II cis-regulatory region sequence-specific DNA binding; DNA-binding transcription factor activity. Gene Ontology annotation, cellular component: nucleus. Gene Ontology annotation, biological process: regulation of transcription by RNA polymerase II; cellular response to heat. NCBI's taxonomy places the organism in Eukaryota, Viridiplantae, Streptophyta, Magnoliopsida, Solanales, Solanaceae.